CGCGGCGAGCUGCGCGCCGCCGGCGUCCUGCGCGGCUCCGCAGCUUGCGUUUCCACCGCUGACCGGCAAGUGUGUCUGCACAAGUAUCUCGCCUGGGAGGGUAACUUUGCAAUGGAUGACAGAGCAGACCCGUUGCUGAUGACUGUUCAUCUUCUGGCCAAAUCAGGACAUUCGUCACUCCUGCAGCAAACUUUGGAUCGGCUCUUGGAAAGGAUUUGCCCAGGCAUUCGACUUUUCCUUGUGUCUGAGCGCGUUACUCCAUUGAAAUACUAUGAGUGUUAUCGUAAGAGAAGCUGUGGAUUUCCUGGAAUAUCUGUCCUCCUUUUUCUACACGAGGACUUGGGAGCAGAACGGAUUUUUCAGGUCCAUGAUUUCUUCCAGCAUCCACCAUGGCGCUACCAGCGUGCACAAAUUGCUAGUGGGCAAAGCCAUCCCUAUGCACCGGCUAGUCAGGACUUUUAUGGCCUGGAUGACCAGAUGCCUGUGUGGGGCAUCAGGCAGGUGCACUGUGGCUCUGAGGUUUUGCGUGUGACCCUCUACUGUAGUUUUGAUAACUACGAUGACGCAGUGAGACUGUAUGAGAUGAUCCUACAGAAAGAAGCCACUAUGCAGAAAAGUAACUUCUGUGUUUUUGUGCUGUACACAACUAAAAACAUCGCUGUUCAGCUCUGUUUGAAGCAGCUGCCCAUUGGAGUGUCUGUUGAGCCAAAGGAAUCGUCAGUCUUGCAGUUCAAGGUGCGAGAAAUCGGGCAGCUGGUGCCUCUCCUGCCUAAUCCUUGUAUUCCUAUCAGUAGCACCAGAUGGCAGACACAAGAUUAUGAAGGAAACAAAAUUCUGCUUCAGGUUCAAUGCAACUCCAAGCACAGUGAGAAAAAUGGUGGAUUUUCCAAUCAGCACAAUAAUGCAGGCAAUGCAGAACUGCUCCGUAGCUCUGUCCCAGCCCUUUUCCCCGUAAAGCGGGCCAGCCCGGAGCAGAGGAGCCAGGCGGUCAGAACUGUGAAGGGCAGGGCGAGAUCCGGACGAAGCGAAGCUCUUGCUCCCGCGCCAGCAAGCAGCGUUCUUCCCAGCCCCUUCCGCUCUUCUCGCAGCAGCGCAGCAGCCCCAUCCCAGCGGGACGCCGCUCCUUUCCACGUGCACUCGAGCAGCAAGGUGAAACCCCCUCUCCAGGAAAGCCAGCCUCCUAGCCAGCAAGCUGAGACCAACGUCGACACCGGCUUCACCGUGGUAAGUGCUGACUGCGGCUGCUCCCCUCUGAACCACUUUUCCGGGGAUUUGCGGACCAGCCUUCUCCAGCCACGAGCACCCAGCUACUCCCUGGCCGCGGCUGGCUUCAGCGUCAGCUUGCCCUCCGAGGACAGGACCCAUCUGUCCUCUUCUGCAGCCAAACGGAAUAAAGGAGCCGGACAAAGAGCUUCAGGCUUUCACUUGCAAAUAUCGAGAGCCAGCCCUGGAAACAGAACUGAGGAGGAGGAGGAAUUCUUUAUAUGACUGGAAACAAAUGUGCCAGAUGGACUGAUCUCUUCCAAAUGAUAGCUAAGUGCUUUAAUCUGGAAAUACAGAGAACGCGAUCUGCAUAUUGUGCUACUUUGUGCUGUGACCACUGAUGCAUAACUUACCUUUGUAACUGUGAAAAAAAAAUCAGUAGAGAGUUUACUGGGGUGGAAGGACACUUACUUUCUAUGGAGUGAUGCUAAGGAGGCUGAAAGCAGGAAAAAUAACACUUUUCAGAAAGGUUUAUUUUUUUUAAUGCAGUGUAGUUUGGAGUAUUAUUGUGCAAUGAAUAGGAAUAAGCCAUACAAAUCCUACUGCUGUUAUAAAAUGUUAAGAAAUAACUGGUAAUAUGUUCAGAUAGUGUUAGAGCUUCUAGCUCCUUUGAGCUGCAGCCACAAGACAGCACGGUGACCACGUGCGGGGGUCGGUCCUCGGCUGGUGUGGGAGUAUCGACCCAAGGUAGUGGCACCAUUGCAACACCUGCGCCCAUCUGUGUUCCCUCUUACUUCCCCUAUUGUCCAUAUUUUAAAAACUAUCAAAGUUGUCAAUUCUAUGCAUGAAUCGAAACAUAGGAACAUUUUCUGGAAUUAUUUUUGAAGAAAAAAAAGAAUCUCUAUUAGCCUUUUCUCAAAUUAGCAUUGUACACACAGAAAGGAAACGCUUGCGAAGAAUUGUUUGAGCUGUGUUUGUGCUUCAGUAAGACCUUUCCGUUACCUGGCCUUACGACACUUAAAGUAAAACCAUGAACACGCUAUUCUUUGUUAGACCAGUGUGCAAUUAUCAGCAGGAUGAUGGAAAUCCUAAUUGGAUUUUAUAGAAGAGAAGACAAGAGAAGUUAGAGUCUGGGAGAGAACUGCCAGAAUACUGAGGGGUAAAAAGGAGAAAUGAAGUAAUUUAAAAGCAACGGAUGCCUGAAUAACUUCAGUCCUGAUCAACAGUUGUAUUUUCUUGAGGAGGAUUAACUAAAUCUUGGAGGGAAAGAGAUGGGGAAGUCAUGACUGAGGAAUGAAAUUAUGAAAAGAAAAGCAAAAUCUGAUCAUUGUAUUUACCUUCCAAAAAUCAGAAUUAAAAAGUUUGUGAAUUCUG
Rhea pennata is the source of this 2577-nucleotide messenger RNA. RefSeq names its product family with sequence similarity 124 member B (gene FAM124B). Bases 112 to 1488 code for a protein of 458 amino acids. The transcript has 3 exons. The record is from RefSeq and is a predicted model, not a curated record. Gene Ontology annotation, cellular component: nucleoplasm. NCBI's taxonomy places the organism in Eukaryota, Metazoa, Chordata, Aves, Rheiformes, Rheidae.